AAAAAUGUCACAAAUGUCAAACUUCACGUUGCAAGAAAUUUAAAAAAAUUCCAAUUUUCCCGUAAUUUAAUUAAUCAUAGUUUUUAAUGUUAAAAUAGGAAUUAUGAAUGUAAUAAAAUUAUGGCGAACAGCAUUCCAACCGUUUAAACUAAACAGAUUACCGUUGAGGAGACACGGCUACAAAAUCGCUGACAGUCGCACCAUAACCUCAAACUUACCGUCCCGACGGUUUUUAGCGAAUUUUAGGCCAACGCACGCGAAAUACGCGCUACCCGCGACGCAUUUCAGACUCGAAUUCACCAGGCAUUACGCCACAGGCAGCCCCGAUGGAACCGACGGACAAACGGGCAGCUACAACCCCCAACUACCCGCCACUGUGGCGGUACCAGAAGUCUGGCCCCACGUACCGGUCAUCGCCAUUAGCAAAAACAUAGUGUUUCCGAGAUUCAUCAAACUGAUCGAGCUAACGAAUCCCCAAUUGAUCCAACUGAUCAGGCGCAAAGUGAAGCUAAACCAGCCCUACUGCGGCAUAUUCCUGAAGAAGAAAGAGGACAACGAGUCCGAGGUGGUGGGCAACUUGAGCGAGGUGCACAAGAUCGGCGUGUUCGCCCAAAUACACGAGAUGCAGGAUCUGGGCGAUCGGCUGCGUUUGGUCGUGAUGGCCCACCGGCGCAUCAAGAUCACCAAUCAGAUAUUCGACACCGUCGACGAUCAGAAAGGCGAUAACCGUUUUUCAGAGGAGGCCGAGGCCGACAAGCGGCGACGCAAGAUGCGGACGAUCAGGGCGAUGAAGAAGACCAUAUCGGGCGCCCCCGCGCCCGAGGCGCCCCCUGCCGACGCCAAGGAGCCGCCCAAGGAGGGCCUGCUGAUGGUCGAAGUGGAGAACAUGGUGCACAACAAGUUCAAGCAGACCGAGGAGGUGAAGGCGCUCACGCAGGAGGUGAUCAAGACCAUUAGGGACAUCAUCAGCCUGAACCCCUUGUACAGGGACAGCUUGCAGCAGAUGAUGCACCAGGGCCAGCGGGUGGUGGACAAUCCGGUGUAUCUGAGCGAUUUGGGGGCCGCCCUCACGGCCGCCGAGAGCAAGGAAUUGCAGGAGGUUCUCGAAGAAAUGGACAUACCCAAGAGACUGAUGUUGUCGUUGUCGUUGCUGAAAAAAGAGUACGAACUGUCCAAGUUGCAACAGAAAAUCGGCCGGGAGGUCGAAGAGAAAGUCAAACAACAUCACAGAAAGUACAUUUUACAGGAGCAAUUAAAGGUGAUCAAAAAGGAAUUGGGCCUGGAAAAAGAGGACAAGGACGCCAUAGCGGAGAAGUUCCGGGAACGCAUCAAAGACAAGAAGCUCCCCCAAGCGGUGUCGUCCGUCAUCGAAGAGGAACUGAACAAGAUGGGCUUCCUCGAGAGCCACAGCUCGGAAUUCAACGUCACCCGCAACUACCUCGACUGGCUGUCGUCGUUGCCGUGGGGCGUGCAAAGCGAGGAGAACCUGAACCUGCGCAGGGCCUCCGAGAUCCUCGACCAAGACCACUACGGCAUGGAAGACAUCAAGCGGCGCAUCCUCGAAUUCAUAGCCGUCAGCCAGCUGAAGGGCAGCACCCAGGGGAAGAUACUGUGCUUCCACGGGCCCCCGGGCGUCGGAAAAACCAGCAUAGCUCGUUCGAUAGCCAGAGCGUUGAACAGGGAGUACUUUAGGUUCUCGGUGGGCGGCAUGACCGACGUGGCCGAGAUAAAGGGCCACAGGAGGACGUACGUGGGCGCCAUGCCCGGCAAGGUUAUACAGUGCUUGAAGAAGACCCGAACAGAGAACCCCCUGGUGCUCAUCGACGAAGUCGACAAAAUCGGAAAAGGUUAUUCGGGCGAUCCGAGUUCGGCGCUGCUCGAGCUGCUCGAUCCCGAGCAGAAUUCCAACUUCCUCGAUCACUACCUGGACGUGCCGGUCGAUCUGUCGAAGAUCCUGUUCAUAUGCACGGCGAACGUGGUGGACACGAUACCGGAGCCGUUGCGCGAUCGCAUGGAGAUGAUCGACAUGUCGGGCUACGUGGCCGAAGAGAAACUGGCCAUCGCCAAGCAGUACCUUUUGCCGCAGGCGAUGCGCGACAGCGGCUUGAAGGACGACACGAUCAAAGUGGACGACGAGGCUUUGAACGCUUUGAUCAAGAGCUAUUGCAGGGAGAGCGGCGUGAGGAAUUUGCAGAAGCACAUCGAAAAGGUGGUGAGAAAGGUGGCUUAUAAAGUGGUGAAAGAGGACGCGACGUUCGUGAACGUGGGAAAGGAUAAUUUGCAGGAUUUCGUGGGGAAGCCGGUGUUUACGCACGAUCGAAUGUAUCCCGUUACGCCGCCCGGUGUCGUCAUGGGUUUGGCUUGGACCGCCAUGGGUGAGUUGUGUUCGUUUUGUUAUGUUAAUCACCUUUGUGAACGGUGGGUCGGGCCGGCUUUGGAGAGUCUCGGGAAUUCCAGUAGAGGAGUCCAAGGGUGCUCCAAAGGCGGUUCGACUUUGUACAUCGAAACCACCACGAGGAAAUUGGCGGACGAAAAAGAUAACGAAGGUAGCUUGGAAUUGACGGGUCAUUUGGGCGAAGUGAUGAAGGAAUCGGCCAAAAUCGCCCUGACGGUAGCCAGGAAUUAUUUACAAAAACAGGAUCCUUCCAAUAAAUUCCUCUACCACAGCCAUUUACAUUUGCACGUGCCGGAGGGAGCGACGCCGAAAGACGGACCGAGCGCCGGUUGUACGAUCGUCACCGCUCUUCUGUCAUUGGCAAAAGGGGAGCCGGUUAGACAGGACGUCGCCAUGACUGGGGAGAUAUCGCUCAUGGGGAAAGUCCUACCCGUAGGGGGCAUCAAAGAGAAAACCAUAGCGGCGAAAAGGUCGGGCAUCAAGUGCAUCAUUCUGCCCGAUGAGAACAAGAAGGAUUUCAAUGAUUUGCCGAAAUUUAUUACCGAAGGGCUAGAGGUGCAUUUCGUCGCCAACGUGGAUGAGAUUUUCAAAAUAGUGUUCAGUACGAGUAAUACGCAACAACCCAAUUUGGGCAUUUGAUAAUUUUAUUUUUUUAUUAUUUUUUUUUGUUUGUUUGUCGAAUAAAACGUUAAGUAGAACUUAAGGUAUAGUUUAUACGGAUUCUAUUUGUACCUAAUAAAUUACGUU
This is a messenger RNA of Phyllotreta striolata, 3142 nucleotides long. The record is from the annotation of a GenBank genome assembly. Lineage: Eukaryota; Metazoa; Arthropoda; Insecta; Coleoptera; Chrysomelidae.